AUGAAGAUCGGGUUUGAGGAAGCUCAGCAGUUGGCGGACCAGGCUCUGCGCAAGAUUGGGUACCAGGAAGAGGACAUUCCCACGAUCCGCGACCAUCUGCUUGACAGCGAGCUCCGAGGCUACGGUAUCGCCGGACUCGCGCGAAUUCUGAGUAUUGCUGAUAGACUGUCCGGUAAGAUGCCAUCAUCUGCCAUUGAAGUGACCUCGGAUUCGCCCACAACAUCCCAGCUCAAUGGCAAGGACACUCUUGGCUAUCUGGUGGCCCACAAGGCGACGAAGGUGGCAAUCGAAAAGGCCAAAGCUUGUGGUGUUUCAGCCGUGGGAGCCAACAACACCUACUAUACUGGGAUGUUAUCCUACUAUGCUGAGAUGGCGGCGGCCGAGGACCUUGUAACCGUCAUCGCCUCGAACUGCAGCCCCUGGGUGGCUCCGGAAGGCACCUACAAACCUCUGGUUGGCACCAACCCUUUCUGCAUCGGGGUCCCCACUGAUGGCGUCCCAAUCAUCUACGACAUUGGAACCUCUCGGAUCAUUCAUGCGCAAGUGAUGCUGGCUAUUCGCAAAAACGAGCAGUUGCCCCCGGAUACAGCAUUCGAUGAGAACGGAGAAAUGACAACCGAUCCUGAGCAGGCAUUGAAGGGAGCCUUGGCUGUAUGGGGUGGUGCAAAAGGAAGUGGUUUAGCCAUUGCGGUUCAACUACUGGGCAUCCUGGCCGGGUCCCCUGCACUGCCACCAAAUCUUGAAGAAUUUGGAUACUUCAUCAUGGCUAUUGACCCAGCAAAAUUCAGGCCUAUGGCUGAUUUCAAGCGCGAGGUCGGCAAUCUUAUCACUGCUUUCCAUACGACUCCUACCCUUCCUGGUCAUGCGCUGAGGCUUCCAUUUGAGCGUUCAAACCAUCGCCGAGCGGAAACCAGAGCCACUGGGUAUCUCGAGGUGGACGACGUUGUGAUCGAGCGGCUCGAAGCAUUGAUCUCGCAGCAGUGA
Molecule: messenger RNA, 984 nt
Organism: Fonsecaea erecta
Lineage: Eukaryota; Fungi; Ascomycota; Eurotiomycetes; Chaetothyriales; Herpotrichiellaceae
Exons: 1
Coding region: 1-984 (327 amino acids)
Molecular function (GO): oxidoreductase activity
Source: RefSeq, a predicted model, not a curated record